AUGCCCCUGAGCUGCAAUUUACUGACUUCUUUCAUUCAAAAAAGUUCCUACAUCAAUUCUCUUGUGUUGAAAACUCCGUUGUCGAGAGAAAACAUCAACAUCUUUUCAAUGUUGCCAGAGCUUUGUAUUUUCAAGCUAGAAUUCCUAUCAAAUUCUGGGGGGGAAUGUGUUUUAACUGCUGCUUACCUCAUUAACAGGACUCCAACUUCAGUUUUUCCAAAUAAAUCUCCUUUUUCCCUAAUGUCAAAAUUCCACCCUAGAGCUAAAGCCUGCAUCUUCCUUGGUUAUCCCCCAGGUAUAAAAAGCUACAAGCUCUAUGACAUUGUCUUAAAAACAUUCUUAGUGUCCAGGGAUAUUGUUUUUCAUGAACAACAUUUCCUAUUUCAUUCCAUAUAUGAUCAUUCAUCAUACGUUGAUCCAUUCCCUGACUUUGUUUUGCCAAAAGCUGCACCUGAUAUCUCUAUUCCUAUCCCAAUUAUUCAUCAUAAUCCUGCUACUGACUCUCUCCCAAAUUUCCCCAAUGUGUCAUCACCUGAAAUACCAACUGAGUCUGCAAGUGAAUCUCAAAACUUGCAAGUCAAUCCUCCUUCUUAA
Molecule: messenger RNA, 594 nt
Organism: Fraxinus pennsylvanica
Lineage: Eukaryota; Viridiplantae; Streptophyta; Magnoliopsida; Lamiales; Oleaceae
Source: the annotation of a GenBank genome assembly